Messenger RNA from Hypanus sabinus (Atlantic stingray), 4979 nucleotides. RefSeq names its product von Willebrand factor A domain-containing protein 3B-like. NCBI's taxonomy places the organism in Eukaryota, Metazoa, Chordata, Chondrichthyes, Myliobatiformes, Dasyatidae. Bases 429 to 4214 code for a protein of 1261 amino acids. The record is from RefSeq and is a predicted model, not a curated record. The transcript is spliced from 27 exons.
UUCUUUUGCCUUUUGUUUAGCCCCCUUCUUGCGAUGGAACGGUCUUUGUUUACAGAUUUAACUCUGCUUUCGCAGCAAGACCAGAAACAUGACCGGACGCAGUUCUUUUUAAAAUCAACGAUUUUUAAAUUAAUGACUACUUUUCGCCCAUCCUGUGUUAAGUUAGAAACUGCUUAGGAAGCGGACUCGGGGGCAGCCAUUAGUUUAAUGCGUGCGUUGCUGGACUGUUAUUCCAGUCAUUAUUUUUAGAGUGAAUUUCCAUCCUGCCGGAUUGGCGAGAGGUGGCACCUGUGGUUGUACUAUAAACAGGAUGUACUGCGCUCACUCCCCACGGCUGCGUGUACAGGGCUCGCUAAAACAACGACCUUCACCUAGUUAAAGGACAAUGGGAGCUGACUCAAAGAUCCUGCGUUUGCAGCCAACUGAAAAUGGAAAAAAUUGACGGGAAAAGUUUAGAUUCUGAGCAUGAUGUGCAUACACAUCUACCUUCGUCAAAAUGGCUUCAGCAUCAUGGGCUCAAGAAAAGCCGAUUAACUCUGUCUCAAGUUCUAUCACAGAUUGGAUUUAAACACAGGGAAGAUUUUGACCGCAGGUUGCAAAAGUCUGUGUCUUCAUGUUAUGGUGAAGGAUUGUUUCAGCAGUACUUGAGAAAAGAUGGCAGAAUUUACAAUAUAACAGCCAAUCAAGAACAGCUUCAGCAAUUCAUUGUGUCUCUUACCAAGGCAAUCAAGUUCUACCAGCAGCGACUGGAGUGGUUAAACAGUGGGAGCCGCCAACUCUUUGGCGUAAUUCAGGAACGAUGCAUCACUAUCGUUUUAGACUUCGCCCCAAUGUCCGAGAGCCUGUUUCACCUUUGUUGCCACGUUCUUUGCAUGGUUCUCCAGGAGCAAGUGGCACUGAUUAGAAAAAUCAACCUUAUUAGGGCUGCUGAAGAAAUGGAUAUGUGGCAAGACAAAGCUGUUCCUGUUAGCUCUCAGGCAAUAGUCUCAGCAGUUGACUGGAUAGAGAAUCUUCGCCAUAUGCCAGUUACCAGCAAGACAAGCUCCGUGGAGGCUGUGCUGCAAGCAACAAGUGAUAAAACUAUUGAAGCCGUUUACUUCUUUGCUGCUGGUGAUAGUCCUCAGGGGAUGAGAGAACUUCUGCGUCAGAAGUUGGCGAACAGUCCCUGUCCAGUCCACACCAUCUCAUUCAAUGCCAAAGAGGAAACAACAGUGCGGUUUCUGAAAGAACUGGCUCAUUGCGCUUCAGGAAGGUUCCAUGCAUUUGGUCUAAUUAAUGGAUAUGAAGAGGAAGAAAUAUCAUUUACCAAAGGCUUGAAUGACUCUGACACUCAGGUUCCAAAGAUUCACAGGAAACUUAUUGGCGGUGUGCCACCAGGAGCUGGAGUCAGAGAAGAUGUGUUUCUCAUCUGGAGCGAGAUAGAGGAAGCCAGAAACACAUUGGCAGAAGUUCAAACCAUUGUUGCGGGGCCCCCUCGGACCACGUUUAACACAGUGCCUGUGUAUCAGCCAAUAUCACCAUCAAAAAUAGAGGAUUAUAUCACUUCGAAGAAAUGGCUUGAGAAAUACGGAUUAAAGGCUCGUAAACUGAUGUUCCAUGAUGCACUUGUAGACUGUGUCUUUCGGCACUCUGAUGGCGUGGUGGACAUUAAGGGAAAGCCAGUGAACGAGUGCAUUCAGACUGAUGCAGAAUCUAAUAUGAAAUUGGUAAAUGCCAAGUACUGCAGCCACUUUGCACACACCCAGUGGAAAGAUGGUUCUGUAAUGCAUGUCUACAUCACUGCUGAAAAGUGCAAACAAUACCAACAGAAAAUGAAGACUGCGCUGGAACAGAUGCAAAGAAGAAUUAACUGGCUUCAGAAGGGGAGCAGGGAGCUGUUUGGGACAAUAAUUGAAGAUCAAAUAUAUAUCCUGGUUGAUACCUCUCAAUCCAUGAAAGAUAAACUAGAGUUGGUUCAAAGAAAGAUCUUUCAACUCAUGCAGGAACAGCUCAGACACAAGAGCAAGUUCAAUUUCGUGAAGUUUGAUUCCAGAGUUGAACCUUGGCAGGAGAAGCUGGCAGAUGUGACUGAGAAAAAUAUUGAAAGUGCUUGGUCUUGGAUCCAAGGACUUCAGGUUGGAGGUUCCACUAACACGCUGGGAGCUAUCCGAUUUGCUUUAGCUGAUGCCGGCACUGAAGCUGUCUACCUGCUCUCUGAUGGAAGGCCUGAUCAGCCUCCAAAAACCAUUUUUGCUCAGGUGCAGCUGGCCCAGCCUGUCCCUAUUCAUUCCAUUGCGUUUAACUGUGAUGAUGCUGAAGCCAACAGAUUUCUAUACGAACUUUCAGAGAAGACUGGUGGACGGUUCCACUCCUACAACUGUGAUAUGAGGGAGGCCAAUAAUCCCCCGCCAUUUAUGAGUGAAGAUAUCUGCCUAUUGAAGAAGGAGAUUGAGAAGGGAAAGGAAGAUUUGGAGAAGGUGGAAAAACUUCAUGCAGAGUGCAUAAUGCUGGACUGGUAUCAUAACUGUGAAGAAUCCAGACCAAACAACAAUGUUGCUCUUGACAUUCCAAUUAAGAGGCCAGCCUGGAGCAACAACACAGCUGGGCUCCAUUCCUUAGAUACCAGGAGCCCUUUGAGACCUCGUUCAGCUUUGGAUUUGGUUUCUACCACACACAGAAACCACUGGGGCAGAUACCAUAUCUACAGUUCAAAUACUGCCAAGAAAUCAAAGGAGCUUCAGAAGAAAAAAGUCUUGCUUGCAGCACACACAAAUUCUAGCCUACUUAGGAGUUUGAGUAACGGUGUUAAAGUCGAUGAGAAUUUGCUGGAUGGAUGGAUGCUUCCAGAAAACAAGGAGUUGUUUGUGACUAAUUAUAACAAGGAAUUGAAGGUCCUGAAUGGCCUCAGUAAGCCAGAAACUCCUCCUAUAGAGCCAGGAAGGCAGUUUGUAAACUCUCUGGAUAUUUCUUCGGCUCAGUGGCUGAAGACAAAUAGCCUGACAGCCAAGCGACUCACGAUAAUGGAUGCUCUUGCACCAACUGCUGUCCCUCAAACUGCAAAGUAUGUCCCAGUCUUGGACAAGUAUAUUGUAUCCAAAGUCUUUGAUCAGGUGCUGCCUUUAGCUCACGUCAGCAGCAACAAGAAGCAAAUUACACUUAUUAAUCCAUUGGCUGUGAACCUGAAAGAUUACAAAGUGAGGCUUCGCCAAGCUAUCCAGACUUAUGAAAAGCGUUUGAGUUCGAUUAUCUGGAGAGUAUUAUCUCAAGUGGAGCGAGAUAGGUUCCGCAGCGAUAAACCAAUUUCAUUUCGAGAGCAUAGGGAGGCAUUACUCCAAGCUUUGGAUAGAAUGGGCUGGCCAAUUCCUCAGGAGGAUGUUACUCUGUUAGAGGAUGAAAUCUCCACUGGCUUCUCAUAUGAACAGCAAGCCUCUGAUCUCCAGAAAGCUGCUAAAGAGAAGGAGUUGGGGACCCUGACUGACAGCAGAAGGAACUAUAGACCCUCUGUAAAAAAACCCACAAAACAGACCAGGAGAAUUUUGGAUACUUUCAGAGGGCAGAGGGUAAUUGCAAGGUCAGAGGUUGAUGGCUUUUAUUAUGCAGGCAUUAUAACCAGGUGUGUUGGUGCCAGAAAAGUAUUGAUUGAUUUCACCAAAGGAGACACUCAGAUUACACCAACUCAGUUUGUAAUCCAGAUUGGAGGAGCUGCACCUUGCCCUGCAUUAAAGGUUGGAGACUUUGUUUUGGUUCAUAGCAAUGUGCAACCAGAAAAUGAUUGUUAUAAACCUGGUGUGGUCAUAGCAACCCCAAACAAAUGCAGGGCUGAUGAUAAAUUUUAUACGGUUUUGAAAUACAACAACAAAAGGGAACUUUCAUUCCGUAAUGGACUGAUUAAAAUCAGCUCAACUCAGUAUUCCUUCAUCAGUCGUUACAUAAGAGAGGCUCAGCUGACAGAUCACACAAUACAUAGUGUGCAAUUUAUAAAACCUAUUUCAAAACCAGUUAAGUCACAGGAACUGCAAGAAAGCUUGUCAUCUUCUGAUGAAGGACACAGGACGAAGCCAAAGGAAAGAGUGAAACUCAAGAAAUAUCAUAGAAUGCGCAAAGAUUCUUCAUUUGCUGAGGACUGUGAAUGGCGGUCGGGCUCUGGAUCAGAAUCCAAACUGAAAGAGUUGAAUUCUUCAACUGAAAGCGAUAGUCAUGAAAACUCGUACAACUCUUGUUCAGAAUCUGUAUAAUCGAUUUCUCAAUCUGGUGGAUUAAUCAGUUUCUCACUUUGUACCUGUUCAAAUCUAGGGAUGGACAACUGCUUUGACUUUCUCAUACAACUUACGCACUGCACUCUGUUGGGUAGUCACAGCUGUAACCUUCCUUAGGGGGAGUGUGAGAAAGGGUAACAGCUGAGCCUCCAGUGUUUGAGGGGUAAUUGAUAAGUUCAUGGCCUAGGGUAGAAGGAGUCAAUUUUAGAAAACCUAGCACAUUUAUUUUUCAACAUAGUCCCCUCCUACAUUUACACACUUAGUCCAGCAGUUGUGAAGCACACGGAUCUUGGACCUCCAGAAAGUGUUCACAGAGGGGUGAUUGAUAAGUUUGUGACCUAAGGUAGAAGGCGAUGAGUUACACAGCUCUCGUUACAUGCACAUACAGUUCAACUCUUUGAGUGAUUAUGCAGAAAGUUUGAAGUUAAUAACUAUUCAGUUAAUAACAUAUCAGGGGUGAUUGAUAAGUUCAUGGCCUAAGGUAGAAGGAGAUGUUAUUAAUUGACUCCUACCUUAGGCCACAAACUUAUCAAUCACCCGUUGUAGAGAGGUGAUGAGAAGUAACAAUGAAGGCAAGUAAUUAAAAUGGAAAGCAAUGUUAAAGUGCACCCAAAGCAAAACUUCAAACAGAUAGAGGUUGAAAUUCCAAAUGUUGGUAUAUAUCGCACCGCAGAAAUUGGGAUGAUUUGUAAGCAAAACAUCGUGAAAUUGUAUGCAAAUACUCAAUAAAUUAUCUUUGUGAUU